Molecule: messenger RNA, 1622 nt
Organism: Neoarius graeffei (lesser salmon catfish)
Lineage: Eukaryota; Metazoa; Chordata; Actinopteri; Siluriformes; Ariidae
Gene: krt1-c5
Product: keratin, type 1, gene c5
Exons: 9
Coding region: 105-1376 (423 amino acids)
Molecular function (GO): structural molecule activity
Source: RefSeq, a predicted model, not a curated record
CAUAUAAACAACACCUGAUCCAAGAGGAUCUGAAUAAAACACAGAUUGUGUCCACUAUUAGGAAAGCUUCUGUCCACUCUCUUUCAUCCAUCAUCAUUGUCAUCAUGACCUCCAGCAUCUCAGUGCAUACACACUCUGCAGUGCGCCAGCCUUCUUUCUCAAGCUCCUCUUUACGAGAGGGAGGCAUUCGGAGCCGAUCUAAAGCCCCUGUACUAUCUUCAGCGAGCACGCUCUCGCGCUCCCGUUCCAUGUCUGUAGGUAAUGGUCUCAACAGCCUGAGCAACCUCUCUCUGAAUGGGACCAAUGAGAAAGAGACGAUGCAGGGUCUCAAUGAUCGACUGGCCAGCUAUCUCGGCAAGGUGCGGUCACUGGAGAAGUCCAAUGCUGACCUGGAGCUGAAGAUCAAGCAGCAUAUGCUGGAGAGGAUGCCUAAAGGUCAUGACAUACAAGGCAUGAUGGCUCAGGCUCAUGCUAUUGAGCAGGAGGUAAGGAAAAAGACACUGGAGAAUGCUCACAUUAUGCUGGAAAUUGACAAUGCCAAGCUGGCUGCAGAUGACUUCCGGAUUAAAUGGGAAUCAGAGGCUGCUCUGUGUCAGUCAGUGGAGAGGGACUGUGUUGCUCUUCGUAGAGCUAAACAAGAGCAUGACCAAAUCAUCACAACCCUCCGAGGAGACCUGGAGAGUCUAAAAGAGGAGUUGUACUUCCUGAAGAAGAACCAUGAAGAAGACAUGAGCACACUGAAGGCCCAUUUGGCCAAUAAGCAGGUGAAUGUAGAGGUGGAUGCAGCACAGGGACCAGACUUAGGAGCCGUCAUGGCUGAACUGAGGGUUCAGUAUGAGGGUAUCACUCGCAAAAACAAGGAAGAUGCUGAAAUGUGGUACCUAAAGAAGCUGGAGAUGGUGCAGUCGGAGGUGAAGGAAAGUAAUGAAGCUCUACGAUGUGCUCAGAAUGAGCUCAAUGAGAGACAUCGCUUCCUGCAGGGGCUUGAGGUGGAGCUGGGAAGCCUGCGCAAACAGGUUAAUGUUCUGGAGGGAAACCUUGGAGAUACAAGUCAUAAAUACACCCUUGAGAUGGAACACAUACAGGGAACAUUGACACAACUAGAAGAGGAACUCUCACAACUACGUCUGGACAUGCAGCGCACCAAAACCGACUACGAACAGCUACUGCGGGUCAAGCAGAACCUGGAGCUAGAGAUCGCCACCUACAGAAAACUGCUGGAGGGAGAGGAGGUGGUAAAAGAGACUCCAGCACCUAAAAAAGAACCUGAGGUAAAGACACGCAAGAUUGUAAAGGUAGUCACCCAGACAAUGGUCAAUGGUAAAGUGGUGGAUGAAUCAAGCGAGGUGGAGCAGUUUGAGGAGCGCAAGAAGUGAAUCUUACUUCUGUAGCAUUCAUCAUCAUUACUGCACCAUCAUUAUAGUGAGUCUUCCCAAAACAUAUCUGCAUGGCAAUAAACAAUGCAUGAAAAAAAUACACUUGUCAUAUUAAUCACUCCUAGCCAAUGUUUCUGAAUAUGAUUUGGAUUUGUAACACUAACUCUGGACUUCUAAACACAUGAGCUGAAGUGUACAACAAUGGAUACUGUGGUUAACUCUGGUCCAGGCCAAUAUUUGUGUAGC